This is a messenger RNA of Bombus pyrosoma, 1583 nucleotides long. Its product is annotated as cdc42 homolog. Gene Ontology annotation, molecular function: GTP binding; GTPase activity. Lineage: Eukaryota; Metazoa; Arthropoda; Insecta; Hymenoptera; Apidae. Gene Ontology annotation, biological process: small GTPase-mediated signal transduction. Bases 360 to 935 code for a protein of 191 amino acids. The record is from RefSeq and is a predicted model, not a curated record. The transcript is spliced from 5 exons.
GUUUCGGUUAAAUUUUGUGUAUUUCCUUUCUUAAUGCGAUUUGCAUUUUGCUAUGGGUUAAAUAGUGAAAAAUGUCACUGCAUAUAUUUGAGCAUAUAUUCGAAUGAUAAUUUUUUAAAGUAGAAGUCGAUAGAUUUGACAAAAUACCAAAAAUGGCGAUCUGAAAAAACAAUUAUUUCAUACAACAUCUACGUAUAAUUGGAUCGACUCGUUGAGAAUUGGCAAACGUGCACCUUUCCGUCAUCCCUGCAUAAUAUUUCUUUCUAUUCGCUUGACGGAAACGAAUAUCUUUGAAGUAACGUUUGGAACGUUCAACAUAUAUUUCCUUUUACCUAAGAUAUCCCAGGGAAAGAGGAAAAAUGCAGACAAUUAAAUGCGUUGUAGUUGGGGAUGGUGCAGUAGGUAAAACUUGUCUGUUGAUUUCAUACACCACGAAUAAGUUUCCAUCCGAAUAUGUCCCAACAGUGUUUGAUAAUUAUGCUGUGACUGUUAUGAUUGGCGGUGAACCAUAUACCUUAGGAUUGUUCGAUACAGCAGGUCAGGAGGAUUAUGAUCGGCUACGUCCCUUAAGUUAUCCUCAAACUGAUGUGUUUCUUGUUUGUUUUUCGGUUGUGUCACCAUCGUCAUUUGAAAACGUUAAAGAAAAGUGGGUUCCAGAAAUUACUCAUCAUUGUCAAAAGACUCCAUUCUUACUGGUGGGUACUCAGAUUGAUUUACGAGACGAUGCAGCGACUAUAGAAAAACUUGCAAAAAAUAAACAAAAGCCUAUAUCUGCGGAACAAGGUGAGAAACUUGCCAAAGAACUCAAAGCAGUAAAGUAUGUGGAAUGCAGUGCUCUUACACAGAAAGGUUUGAAAAAUGUGUUCGACGAAGCUAUUCUAGCAGCGUUAGAGCCUCCGGAACCAGUUAGAAGAAGACGAUGUAUCGUUUUGUAGAGAGCAACUAACAUCGUUUUUAAAACCUAUUAGCACUGUUCGGACGAUGACUGCUGUAUGAGUUUGUCAUACAGUGCAUACGAGAAUACUUUCGACUAAUGAUAGUUCGUCUGAUUAUCUGUGCGAUCUAUCUUUCGUUUUCAAAUCAUUCGACGUACGCUCGAUUCGAAGAAAAAAUUCGAUCCAGAAAAGGUGAAGACAAGCAUUUUAUGUAUAAGAAAUAUCCAUACAUAUACAUGUAUAUUAUGUGCGUACAUGUGCAUGUGUGUAUGUGUAUACACACACAUAUAUAUAUGCAUUCAUGCAUACAUAUACACUGAGUGCGUGUGCACAGACACACACACACACAGAGGCAGACACACCCAUACCAAUAUUUAUCCUUUCGUCGACUGGUUCAUCGAAAAAAGAUAUUCUACGGUUGGUUUUUGCUUCAACCAAUUCGAAGCAGCGAGCGAACAUCGAUGCUUCUUGGCAAUCGCGUGGAAGGAACAAUGUAAUUAUUGACAACUGUGAACAUCUGCACGAAUUUCGUAUAAAAAAUACUUGUAAAACAUUCUUCUAUUUAAUAUGUAAGACGUUUUUAUUGAUAACUUAGUAGUGUGAAUUUUUUAAUAAAUCAGUUUAAAAAAAGAUUAUGAUUGAAACAUA